UGAGCAUAGACCCGUACUUGGCGAGCGUCCGUCUAUUGAUUUUAUUUUAUAAAUCAAUAAAAAUGAAUAACAAGUAACUAAUCAUUUAAAUAGAAAUUUGAGUCAUUUAAAAAUAAUAUGAUGACGUUUGUAAACAGAACUAUUUGGUGUUUUUUGUUCGUAAGUGUCAUUGAGUGCAGUGAAAUCAAUCUCUUGAAUUCUUCAAAAGUGAACGCUCUCUCGAUUGAACAUAAUCACACGCGGCGAUUACUUGAAUUGUGUUUUUCCAAUCGACUCAAUCCUGUGGCUAUAACUAAAGACUUGGCUGAUAUUGUUUAUGGAAUGCCAGACAAUAAAGAAGGUAACAUUUCUGUUAUCACAAUAGAUGCCAAAUUAAACUGGGCGACGGACAAAUAUGAUUCAAAUUCUAUUGUGUUUCCAUCUUUCCCGACUGUUGUUUUGUCAGCCGAUUCACUUAAAGGCGAGUGCUUCGAAGGUUUCUCGUUGAAGUGUUUAUCACAUGGAAUCAUUUUCAUCAAAGAUCAUCUCAGGGCAUUGAAUUAUUUGAGCAGCACGACAACAUUUUUGGUCACUGGAAACCAGUGCAGCGAUGCAUGGAAAGCGUUGAGAUGGCUUUGGAAACAACAAAUUUCUACAUCAUAUUUCUUAUGCCCCAACGAAUUUGACAACAAUACGAUGAUCUACACCAUGAAUCCUUUCGGAGAUCGAGCCCCUGAACCCUGGGAGAAAGUUGAAACUCUAGACAAACCAUGUGAUGUAUGCACAUUCUACAAAAUGUCGUUUAUUAACGACGCUGAAAUUUGUUCAAGUGUAACUUUUGAUAAAGCAAAGUUCUUAAACGGAUACAAACUUUCCGAAUUGUUUACUGGAAAUAAGCAUUUACUAAAAACGAAAAUUUUCUAUAAAAAUUUAUGGUCAGCUAUGAACAUUACUCCUGUUGAUUUCCUUAGCGAGGCGUUGCCCGGACAUUUACAAAUAUCUACUAGCGAUCCAUUGCCAUCUGACUAUUUAAUUGACAGAACAUACAACAUUAUCCCAUACUUCGAGCAAGGGGGAUACGUUAUAGUGACACAAAAACAAAGUUUUGUACCAACUCUCAAUCAAGUUAUCGACAGUUUUUUUACUCGGGAAAGAAUAGUCAUGUCAUCAGUUAUUCUAUCAGUUCUUUUUUUAAUGAUGUUUUUCAACAACCGGUACGAUUUCGGUGCGACCGUUUCAGAUCUCUUAGCGUUCCUUCUCGACUUGGGAAUAUCGACUCCAAUUCUUCGACUCUCAAUGCGUAUCACUUUCAUGAGCGCAACGUUAUUCGCAUUGAUUUUUAAUCCGGUGUUACAGGGGCAAGUGACUUCUCUGUUAAGUAGACCGGGACAUAGAAAUGUCCAAAGUUUGCGGGACUUGCGUGAUCAUAAUUAUCACGUCUACUUUACCUUUGUCGACAUCCAAUUCGAAUUACGUGACAGUCAACUAUGGGAUAAUGAUUCUUCUGCCUACUAUUGGCAUUGGUUAUUACAAGACUUCGAUCAAGAUGCUUGUCUGACAAAUGUAAGGAAUGAUUCCUCUGCUGCUUGUAUAUUAGACUAUACCAGACUCGAAAAAAUUGACGAGAAUUUACACUAUUCUAAGGAAUUUUCCAUUAAAUAUCACGUUUUACAGACUGAGAGACAUUUCCCAUUAAAUGAAAAAAUCAAUAAGAUUGCACUUAAAUUGUUCGAAACCGGUCAUUUAAGUUAUGCUGAAAGACGUGAAUUUCAUAAAAUUUUGUUGGAACGAAAACGCAAAAUUGAAAGAAUCAAGGCAUUAAUAAACUCUAAUCAACUAGAUCUCGAGGAUUUCGAAUUGAUGUACAUUGCGAUGACACUCGCGACGGCGUGGGCGAUCAUCAUUUUUGGUAUCGAAGUUUUAAUUAAAAAAAUAUCAAAUUUCUUAGAUAAACGUGCGAAAGAGUCGGAGAUGAGAAAAUUGAUGAUAAGAGAGACUAUCGCGUCUACCGUUAGACGAAUCGCCAUUAUCACUCAACAAUUGUAAUUCCCCCUAAAAUAUCGCGUGAGUUUAUUUGCAACGACAUAUUUACUUUUUAUUUGGCGUUCCGUGUUGAUAGCUUCAAAAUGUAUUCGCGCACUUAUAUUAAUACUGUCCAAUUCUAGUACCAACUUUUAAGUUUUAAUUCUCAUUAAAGAAUCGAUGAUUUAUAAUCUGCUACAUCAAAAAAAUCAAUCGUAUCUUUUAACUAAAAUCAAAUUUGCUUUACCUAUAGGUUAAAUUCUGAAAAAUGUCUAUUAUAAUGGAUUUUUUCUAAACAAAUAAUAGGUCUUUUGUGUGGUGAUGAUUUCCGGGAAAAAAUGAUAAAGAUCUAUGUAGAUCUAAAAUUUGGAAUGGACCCGUAUGAAAAAACCAUAUACUGUCGAUAAUAUAUAAAAAAAUAUAUGGUAAAUAACUGAACAUAUAUGGCGGCAAAAUUAUUAAUAUUGAUAAAUAUAUAAUUUUUCUGCCCUCCGGCCGGAAAGUGGCAACUUUCGGGCCGCUGCCCUAAACGAAGUUGCAACUUUCCAGCUUCGUCGAGCAGAAAAAUAGUAUACGCACCUUGGCCAGUAAAAAAGAAAGCCUCAGACCACAUGUUUGUCAGCCUCGGCUUCGCCUCGGCCAACAAUUACAUGUGCUCUGAGACUUUUCUUAUUUUACUGGCCUAGGUAUGUAAUAUACUAUAUCAUAUAUAAUAAUGUAUACGUUUAAUAUUAUAAUAAUCCAUAUCAUUUAUACUAUAUGUGAUUAUAUACAUGUGAUAUUAUAUCAAAGAUUAUA
Messenger RNA from Microplitis mediator, 2799 nucleotides. RefSeq lists its product as uncharacterized. Lineage: Eukaryota; Metazoa; Arthropoda; Insecta; Hymenoptera; Braconidae. The record is from RefSeq and is a predicted model, not a curated record. The transcript has 4 exons. Bases 118 to 2025 code for a protein of 635 amino acids.